AUGGCCGAGAUCCAGCCUGGCACCGGCGUUCGAAGCCCCAGAUCGUCGUCGGCGCGAUCGCAGGCGAUGAGCGGAGCAUCAAUCGCCGUCUGGCUGGGCAAACUGACCAGCCUCCAGACGACAUCCGGCCUCGUCCGAGAGACGCCCGGCAGUGCCAUCUGCUCUGCCGGCGUCGCGGGUGCAUCGCGGCUCGGCCUUGACUCCGCGACGAAGUACAAGCUCGAGCCCGGCUCCGAGGGCAAACGGUGCGCCGGCGGAGAUGCCGACCACACCGAACCCCGCUCGGCAGAUGGCCAAGGCCCCAAUGCCUGGUGGUGGCGUCGCCAGUCUCGCCGCAGCAGUUUUCAGCAGAUUCCCUGCCACCAGAGGACCGUCAGUCUUGUGGAUCCGCCCGGCUUCUCCGGCAACCGAGGCCCCGACGACUUGGCUUCAUUUGAACUGGACUCGGACACCGCCAGCGCCAGCGCCAAUUCGGGCUGCGUUUCGGCCCACGAAACCGUCUUCCCAGCAUUCGUUGCCGGCAACGCGGCAGGACGCGAGCCCGAAGGCACAACGAAAGGCAGACACGGCGGUCUCUGGAGCAAUACAAAGCAAGUGGAGACUUUGCAGGUGGCAUUUGUUAACAAGAGUGAAAAAGACGAAUACCGACUAUCAGGACAGUCUUAA
Molecule: messenger RNA, 666 nt
Organism: Protopolystoma xenopodis
Lineage: Eukaryota; Metazoa; Platyhelminthes; Monogenea; Polystomatidea; Polystomatidae
Source: the annotation of a GenBank genome assembly